UAAAAAAAUUCCUCCGCCACGGAAAGUUAAAGAACCUGUAUUGGAACCAAUUCUAGCUUUGUUUAAAAACACACUUUUAGCUAAACAAUUCUUUAAUGUGAUUGUUUAAACGCAAGGUGUGGUUUUAGUGAGUAAAUAUUUAAGAGGUUUGUAAUUUGCGGUGAUAGCACAUAAUAUAGAUCCACCCGUAGGGUUUGCGGAAGAACACCUCUGUCUGCGACCAGUGACUGGGACGAAAGAAGAGAGAAGUUCAGAAAGUUUGAUCACGGCACAGCCAAGCGAAGAAAAAACCUUUAAAUGAGGACAGAACUGUACGGAUAUAUGUGAUCAAACGAGUGGUUCUGACAGAAGAAGACAGCUUAUCCACUGAAUAUAGUUUAUUUUCGGACUCUUGGCCGUCUGAUUAGAAAUCAUUCAUAGAUUCGUUGCGCUUUAACCUGAGACGGAGCACAGCCUCGCGCUGGCGACUCUAUGUGGAUUUUACAAAAAAUAUGGGCCAAUUACCCAUUGUCUCUUCCGGCAAAGUCAUUCUCCUUGUUAUUUGCUGCCUUAAAUUAUCAUUUGCUCUGCAGUGUGUCGAUCCUGUGAAGCCUUGUGUGAACAAUGCUACCUGUUUCACCUUCAACAAUGGAACAGGCUACUGCAGGUGCUCUCCUGGUUUCUUGGGUGAAUACUGCCAGCACAGGGACCCGUGUUAUGUAGGUUUUUGUCAGAAUGGAGGCGAAUGCACAGUGAGCGUGACUGGAGUUCCUGGAAGCCCCAGCUGCACUUGUCCUCUGGGCUUUACCGGCAACCGUUGCGAAAUCCAGAAAAACUCAACCUGUUACCCUAACAACCCAUGCAGCAAUGGUGGGACGUGCUCGCUCCUCCCCAAUGACCAGUUCAAAUGCCAGUGUGGCCGUGGAUGGACAGGUCAACAUUGUGAACGUGAGGACACCUGUCUGUCGAGUCCAUGUGCCAAUGGAGGCAUCUGCCAGGCUCUGCCCAACCGGGAUUUCUCUUGUACCUGUCCCCCUGGAUACCAUGGCCCUCGUUGUCUUAACGACACCGAUGAGUGCGCCGCUACCCCUUCUCCGUGCAAGAAUGAAGGCAUCUGUUUGAACACACCAGGGUCGUAUCGAUGUAACUGCCCACCAAAUUUUACAGGCCGUCACUGCGAGUCGGCUUACGUACCGUGCUCUCCAUCUCCCUGCUACAAUGGUGGAACAUGCCGCCAGAUGACGGAUACAACUUACGUAUGCCACUGCCUUCCAGGUUUUAAUGGAACAAACUGUGAGGUGAACAUCGAUGACUGUCCGAAUCACAAGUGUCAGAAUGGAGGAAUCUGCAUGGAUGGAGUAAACACUUACAAUUGCCAAUGCCCAGCUGAAUGGACUGGUCAGUUUUGCACCAAUGACGUGGAUGAAUGCAGGAUGCAGCCCAACACCUGUCAGAAUGGAGGCACGUGCAGUAACACACUGAACGGAUACAACUGCGUUUGUGUGAACGGCUGGAGUGGCCCCGACUGUUCCGAGAACAUCGAUGACUGUGCUGGAUCGUCAUGUACCGCUGGAUCCACCUGCAUUGAUCGUGUUGCGUCUUUCGUCUGCAGCUGCCCCCCUGGCAAAACUGGCUUGCUGUGUCACAUUGAUGAUGCCUGCAUCAGUAACCCUUGCAAGAUGGGUGCACAGUGCGACACAAACCCAGUCAACGGCAAGUUUAACUGUAACUGCGCCUCGGGAUACAAAGGCAGCACCUGUGCGGACGACAUCGAUGAGUGUGUCAUCGGGCCAAACCCAUGUGAACAUGGUGGAACGUGUAAAAACACAGAGGGCUCGUUCACCUGUAAUUGUGCUCCGGGCUACGAAGGCCCCCGCUGUGAGGUAGACAUAAACGAAUGUGGCUCCAGUCCUUGCCAGAAUGACGCCACCUGCUUGGACCAGAUAGGAGGUUACACCUGCAUCUGUAUGCCAGGCUUUACGGGAGAUUACUGUGAGAAUGACAUUAAGGAGUGUGCCAGUUCGCCUUGCCUCAACAAUGGCAAAUGUGUGGACCAGGUCAACCAAUUCAUCUGCAUGUGUCCUCAGGGUUUCACUGGGGAAGUGUGUCAGAUUGACAUUGAUGAGUGUGCCAGCACUCCGUGCCAAAAUGGGGCCAAGUGUGUAGACCGACCUAACGGCUAUGAGUGUGAAUGUGCUGAAGGUUACACAGGGCCGCUGUGUAUGGAGAACAUCAAUGACUGUGAACCAGCUCCCUGCCACCAUGGUGAAUGUAUAGAUGGGAUUGCAUCAUAUUUCUGCAGAUGUUACCCGGGUUACACGGGUCGCAUCUGCAAUGAUCAAAUAAGGGAGUGCCUGAGUGACCCCUGCCAAAAUGGUGGACGCUGCCUUGACAUGGUCAACAUGUACCAAUGCAAUUGCCUGCCAGGAACCUCAGGUGUGAACUGUGAGAUUAACCAUGAUGACUGUGCCAGUAAUCCCUGCCAGCACGGAAUCUGUGAGGAUGGAAUCAAUGAGUACAAAUGUGUGUGCGAACCUGGAUACACAGGGGAGAGAUGCAAUGUGGAGAUAAACGAGUGCAACUCAAUGCCAUGUCUGAGCGGUGGGACCUGUGUGGACAAGAUCAACGGCUUUCAGUGUUUGUGUCCGGCUGGGACGCAUGGUCCUCUGUGUCACACUGGUGCAGACUACUGCAGCCCCCAGCCUUGCCAGCACGGAGAGUGUGUUGAGCUGCAGAAUGGGUACCGCUGUGCAUGUGAGGCUGGCUGGGAUGGAAAGAACUGUGAACGGAAAAAGAACGAGUGUCAGUCGAACCCCUGCGAGAAUGGUGGAACCUGUCAUGACCGUCUAAACGGCUACACCUGUGUGUGCCCCCGUGGAUUUGGAGGUUUCAACUGUGAUAUAGAUAUAAAUGAAUGUCAUUCAAGCCCUUGUUUAAAUCAGGGAACCUGCUUGAAUCAAAUCAACAGCUACACUUGCCUCUGCACUCUACCUUUCACAGGGAAACACUGUGAGGAGAAGUUGAUCCCAUGUGCGUCUCAACCCUGCCAGAGAGGAGGCACAUGUCGACCGUCCCAGGAUUACACCUCAUACACCUGCACGUGCCUCAGUGGCUGGGAAGGAGCCCAAUGUACAGAUGAUGUAAACGAAUGCAGGAAGAACCCAUGUCAGAACGGGGCUCGGUGUAUCAACACAGUGGGCAGCUAUCGCUGCGAAUGCCAGCCUGGAUACACUGGAGUCAACUGCCAGACCAACAUUGAUGACUGCAUCUCCAAUCCUUGCCGUAAUGGUGGUACUUGUGUAGAUAAGGUGGGGCGUUUCUUGUGCGAGUGCAGGGCUGGUUUCCAUGGGGAGCGUUGUGAGGAGGAACUGGACGAGUGCAUCAGCUCCCCCUGCAGGAACGGAGGCCGCUGCACGGACUACGUGAACAGCUACACAUGCGAGUGCCCGCCGGGAUUUGAUGGGAUCAACUGUGAACGCGAUAUCCCAGAUUGCACCGACACCUCCUGUCUCAACAACGGAUCGUGUGUGGAUGGAAUUAAUCGUUUCUACUGCCGCUGUCGACGUGGUUUUUCGGGUCAGUUUUGCCAGUUUGAGCUGAACGAGUGUGACUCUCAGCCCUGUAAAAAUGGUGGCACCUGCAUAGAUGGCUUGGGGACGUUCCACUGCACCUGCCCAUUGAUGUACACUGGAAAAACCUGCGAGUCAAUAGUGAAUGUAUGCAGUCAGAUUAAGUGUCAGAAUGGAGGUACAUGCAUCCAGAAGGAGAUGGAUUGGAGGUGCAGUUGUAUUCCUGGGUGGACAGGCCUGUACUGCGACAUCCCCAGCAUGUCUUGCCAGGCUGUUGCCAUCAACAAGGGUGUGAUGCGGGACAAGGUAUGUAAGAAUGCGGGACGCUGCGUGGACAAAGGCAACACACACGAGUGUCGGUGUCAGAUAGGUUACACUGGCAGUUACUGUGAGCUGCCCGUGGAUGAGUGCUUGUCCAACCCUUGCAGGAAUGGAGGGACGUGUACGGAUUAUCAGGGAGGAUAUGAUUGCCAGUGUAAAGCAGGUUAUCAGGGUGUGAACUGCGAAUAUGAUGUUAAUGAGUGCCAGUCAAAUCCUUGUCUCCACGGAGGCACCUGCAUUAACCUGGUCAACAGUUUCUCCUGUGCAUGUCCUCACGGCACCAAAGGUUUGCGGUGUGAAGUGGACAUAAAUGAGUGUGCCUCAGAGUUGAACCCGAGCUGUCUGAACGGUGGGCAGUGUGUGGAUGGUUUGGGCCGGUACACCUGCUCCUGUCCUCCUGGUUUUACCGGAAUGCAUUGUGAGGGUGAUGUAAAUGAAUGUCUGUCUGGACCGUGCCAUCCCCCUGGCACAGUCGACUGCGUCCCACUCGCCAAUGACUAUCAGUGCCGCUGCCGUCUUGGUUACACAGGUCGACACUGUGAGUCAAUGGUGGAUCUGUGCCAGUCCAAGCCGUGCCACCACAACGGCAAAUGUUCGAUGAACAUGAGUUCAGGGCAUGGAUACAGCUGCACCUGUCAGCCUGGUUUCACUGGAUUCAACUGUGGCGACUACAUCUGUGACAUUCAUUGUCAGAAUGGUGGGCAGUGCGUCGAUGUGCAGGGGCGCCCACAAUGCCAGUGCAGAAACGGUUUUAUUGGCCAGCGCUGCGAGAUCUUUUGCAUGUGUCAUAACGGAGGUACCUGUAUCCCAGAUCCAUGGGAUUCCAACAAGUUUAGCUGUCGCUGUGCACCUGGAUACAGUGGGGCGGACUGUCAGAUUCUCACUAACAUUUAUCCUACCUGCCCAUAUGUGGAGUGUAAGCAACGGGCAGGAGACAACGUAUGUGACCCGCAGUGUAAAAACAAAGAAUGCGAGUGGGACGGAGGCGACUGUUCGCUGCGCUGGAAAAAGACCUGGGGGAACUGCAAAGCCUCUGUGCCCUGCUGGGAUUUAUUCCGUAAUGGAAAGUGUGACCCAGAAUGUAACAAUGCUGGCUGCCUUUUCGAUAGCUUUGAAUGCCAGAAAGGUCCCGCGAAAGACCCGAAAACUUGCAGAUAUGACCAAUACUGUGCAGACCAUUAUGACAAUGGCCAUUGUAACCAGGGUUGUAACACAGAAGAAUGUGGCUGGGACGGUCUGGACUGCGUUACGGACACUACUCCCAAACUGGCAGACGGCACGCUCGUAAUCGUGGUGUUGCUGCAGCCCAAAGAGCUGCUGGAUGACAUAAGAGGUUUCUUGCGCUCUUUGGGGACAAUCCUGCACACCAACCUGCGGGUGAAGCAGGACGAACACCAGAAACCCAUGGUGUACCCUUAUUAUGGGAACGAGGACGACAACUUGAAAGAUGGUGUCGGCACGAUGAAGCAACGUGGAAAACGAGAGCUGGGGAGAGAGGUCAUUGGAUCAAAGGUUUUUCUGGAGAUUGACAAUCGUCAGUGUUUCCAGCACUCGAAUGCAUGCAUCUCCAACACAGACCAAGCCGCGUCCUUCAUAGUUGCCGAGUACCUGACGUCUGAGCUGCCGUACCCCCUGGAGUCCGUCGAUAGUAUCCCACGCCCAACCCCACCCCCUUUUAUGUAUUUGAUUGCUGUGGCAGCAGCUAUCAUCUUGCUCAUACUGGUUUUGGGUGUAUUGGCUGCCAAGCGCAAACGCAAGCAUGGAACUUUAUGGCUUCCUGAUGGCUUUUUGGCAAAGAAGGACAGCAAACGCAGAGAACCAGUGGGCCAGGAUGAUUUUGGCAUGAAGAACAUGCAAAAACCACAGGAUGUAGGGAUGAUGGAUGGCAGCUCUACGCACCACUGGUCAGAGGAGGAUCAUCUGUCAUCUAAACAACCCAGGAUGGAGGAUAAGCCCCUGCUUCCUAUUGGAGUGGAUGGAGGGGUGGACCGGAGGGAAUGGACCCCGCAGCAUCACAAAGCUGCUGACAUCACACUUACCCCUCCUCAGGCUGACAUAGAUAUGGACAGCCUGGAUGUCAAUGUCAAAGGACCAGAUGGGUUCACUCCUCUCAUGCUGGCAUCAUUGCGGAAUGGCAGCAGUCCGGAUUGUGGCAGCAUGCUGGGUGAUGAAGAGGAGGAAAGUGGUGCAGACGAGCCUGGCCCAAAUGUUAUCACCGACCUUAUCGGACAGGGCGCGUCACUCAAUGCCCAAACUGAUCGCACAGGAGAGACGGCCCUUCAUCUUGCUGCACGAUACGCUCGUGCCGAUGCUGCCAAAAGGCUGCUGGAUGCCGGCGCCGAUGCCAACGCUCAUGAUAACAUGGGCCGCACCCCUCUGCAUGCCGCCGUGGCAGCAGAUGCCCAGGGAGUCUUUCAGAUUCUUAUCCGUAACCGGGCCACAGAUCUUGAUGCCCGCAUGAAUGAUGGCACCACACCACUUAUCCUGGCAGCCAGACUGGCAGUGGAGGGCAUGGUAGAGGAAUUAGUGCACUGCCAUGCAGAUGUCAAUGCUGUGGACGACCAUGGUAAGUCGGCUUUGCAUUGGGCAGCUGCUGUCAAUAACGUAGAAGCCACACUUGUGCUACUGAAAAAUGGAGCAAACAGAGACAUGCAGGACAACAAGGAGGAGACCCCCUUAUUCCUGGCAGCCAGAGAAGGCAGUUUUGAAGCAGCUCAAGUCCUACUAGAUCACUAUUCAAACCGCGAUAUCACCGACCACCUUGACCGUCUACCGCGUGAUACUGCCCAGGAGCGGAUGCAUCAUGACAUUGUGCGUCUGCUGGAUCAGUACAACCUGGUGCACAGCCCACAUUCCGGGCCUAACCACAUCGGCAACGGCGGAGGGCACUCUUCCAUGGUCUGCGGGGCGAAUGGAAAUGGAUUCAUUGGUAUGCGUCCAGGACCGCAGGGCAAAAAGAAUCGGCGAGGUGGAGCCAAAGCGGGCGGCGUUACGGCUGGGACAGCCAAAGACCUGAAAGAAAUGAAAGCUAAGAGGCGGAAGAAGCCCGCUGGAGGAGAGGGACCGGGUGUAGUUGCACCGGCCGGAGCUGUGGGGAAUGGCACCAAACCUGCCGGCGGUCUCUCCGAGAGCUCAGUCACCAUGUCACCUGUGGAUUCCCUGGAGUCUCCGCACUCGUAUGCCGGAGAGACGGCCGUCACAUCCAAUACGGCCAAUUCUCCCCCUCUGCUAAGCAGCCCAUCCGUAAGGCCCAUGCUGCCCCCUGUCAGUCACAUGCUGGGCCAGCAGCAGAGCUGGGCCAAUCUGGCCAAACAUGGCUACAACGGCCACAUGUUUAGCCUCAUGCAGCCCCACCAGAUGAGCACAGGCCACACAGGCAUGCAGCAGCACCACAACCCCGGCAUGCUCACCCCGAUGAAUGUCACCAUGAGCCGAGAACAGCUGCCACCCAUCGUCACCUUCCAGAUGAUGACAACAGGUGGCCCAAACAUCCACAAGCAAGCGCAACAAGGGCAGAUGCAGGCACAGGGCCAAAACCAGGGCCAGGUCCGUGCACAACCAGGCCAGCACCUGCAUUGCAACCAGAGUUUGAUGUACCCCAUUUCUGACGUAGGAAUGCAGCACGGCCUCUCACACACCCUCCAUGGUCACAACCACGCCCUCUCACACGGGCACGGUCUGGGGGAUGGGCAGGCGCGACAGGUGGCGUCCUAUCAGCCACGCCAGAGCCCUGUGGAUAAAUAUCCCACCCCACCUUCCCAACACAGCUAUGCCCCUGCUGGCUCUGAGGGAACCACCCCGGGUCAUCCGGCACACCCCACCAGCGAACACCUACCCUACCUCACCCCAUCGCCCGAAUCACCCGACCCCUGGUCCUCCUCCUCUCCCCACUCCAAUUCAGACUGGUCCGAUGUCACCACAAGUCCCACCCCUCUAGGAAACACCCAUUCAAUGCCUCCUUCCUGCCACACACACAUUCCCGAACAGGCUCAGCUGCAGGCCCAGUCUGUGCAGCCUGCGCAGUCCCAGCAGCCGCAGCGCAGCAGCGUGUAUGCGUAGGAAUAUGGACCUCGGUGGUGUACUCUAACCUUUUAAGUUUAAUCGCACCCCCAUUUUUAUUUUUUAUUUUUCCUGUCACGGGAGUAGCCAACAAUCAGUCUUCCUCUUAUUUUCUGCUCUGCAUGUACCAGUCGACUUUUUUUGACCCUUUUGUUGGACUAUAAAAUUGGAUCACGGAUGUCUUUCAAGCAGAAAAAAAACACUUUUAGGAUGUUCAACUGUUACACAUGGACAAUCACACUGCCAAGUUAUCUACUGUUACUGUCCCAUUGUGGAGUUUUUACAUAUUGAAGGAAAUUUUCUCAUUUAAUUUGCAUUCUCUUAUUGUUGCUAAAGCCAGAUAUGCUUAGGUGGUACCAAUCUGCAUGUGUUCUCACGAGUUUUUCUUUAAAUCAGCCUAAAUCGAUGAAAUCGGUGGUACUUUUUUCUGGUGUUGUGUUUAGAUUGGAAGCAUGAAUGUGUAUGUCAUGCCCACAUACAUCUCAUUCAUAUGUGGUUCAGAGCUAAAUUGCGGUGUAAAUAGUUAAAUGUCUCUUAAAAUGUUACUUUGUAUGUAUUUCGUUGUCUGUUACUAUGUAUCUUCUGCCGUGCCAAUGAUUUUAAGAGUUAAAAUGAGGUGUGUAAAUACAAAAUGGUUGAACUUUGUUUCUGGUAUGCAGUAUUCUGUGGCUUCACCAAUAUGACCGACGCGGGUUAGGAGAGGAAUUCAAGCAAAAAGAAGAGGUUUGGACAAAUAUCACAUGUGCCUUUUACAAUGUAUUUGUAAUCAUUGUUACUAUAUUUUGGUUGCUUUCAUCCUGCCUGGUGUUAUAUUAAUAUUCUGGGCAGUUUUUCUGGUUCUCUUUGUGUUUUUAUUUACUGUACGUGUCUUUAAAUACAUGUAUUCUAUGUAUUUUCUUUAUUGUAAUUACAAUCAGUUUGUCUGUGCAACCGUUCAAAUCACUUGGUAAUUAAGAAAUCAUACUUUAUACGAUUUAAAUGUAUUGUUUAUGAUUGAUGUUUUUCAGCAAAGCUUUAUACGCCUGAUUAGUACAAUCACAAUUUUCUGUGUUUUGCACAAUAAAGCCCCUGCAUCUCGUGAACACCAAAUAAACACUCACAAUAGUAUUUAGAAAGCCAUGCGUACAUUAGGCAGAGUAAUGAUGAAAUACUCCUAAAGGUCUUAUUAACUUUCGGUAUGUUGUGUUUGUUCUAAUGGGUGACUUAGUGAUUUUGUAUGGUCCAGGUCAAUAUUAAGCAAGUUUUUGCGUAAACAACUUUUUUGUUAUUUUGUAGUCUCCAAAAAAACUGGUAUCAUUAUGUGCCUGUGAUGCAAAAUGUUCUCACAACCCUCUUAUAGCACUUAUGACCCCAUUAACAGUCUAAGUAGUGUACUGAAAUCUGAAUUAGUUUGUCUACCAAAUAAAGAUCAUCGCAAAGCUUCCGGACCAUCGUAUUUUCACCCAAAUGUUAUGCAAAGCUAUUUUUUAUAAGUGCUGUAUAUAGUUGUUUUUAUGCAUAUUGUACCUUCUUUUCCUGUUCACCAAAUAUAUGCAUACUAUAUGCUAGAAUGAAGUAAUUGUUUUGUCUUAGUAUUUUGUAGAUGAAAAUUUGAUUGAAAGAACAAAUGUCUGUAUUGGAAAUAAACCAAACAAAUUGUGGAUUACAAUAGUGGUGAAUCACACAAAUAAAGGAAAAGCCUUACAAAUGUA
Molecule: messenger RNA, 9619 nt
Organism: Misgurnus anguillicaudatus (oriental weatherfish)
Lineage: Eukaryota; Metazoa; Chordata; Actinopteri; Cypriniformes; Cobitidae
Source: RefSeq, a predicted model, not a curated record